GCCAGGUCUAAACCACUGUGGCAGCAGACUUGUCCUUCAUUCCAUCUGAGCAAAGAACAGAAAGAUGACAAGUCAGAUGAGUUUACUGUAAAAAAUGAGUAUUCUUCUGCAGAAUAUUUGAAGGUGGGAUACAAGAGACACAAGUUACAGGAUUCUAGAUAUAAUGAAGCAGGUGCUGGACCAUCAACUUGUACAUUGCAGAGUAGCAGUCAUCUGAAAAGAAACCAGGAAAGUUUCAGAAGUGCUCUUGUUAACAUUAUACUACAGCAAGACCUUACUGAAGAACAGCUUCCAUGCCUUGAUGGAACUCAGUCUCCAAGAGCAGAUUCUUCUACACCAAUAGAGAAAGAUAUUUUGAAAUACUACUAUUACAUUUGCCAUGGAAUUGAUACAGAAAAUGUGGCCCCAAUGGAUGAAUCAUGGCUAGACCACAUCUUAGCUUUAAUUCCACAACAUCUGAAAGUACUUAAUGAAAGUAUACGUUCCCUGACUGAUGAAAUUAAAGAAGACUAUCUUCUGAGUGUAAAAAAGGCUAUAGUUGACUUUGUUUUAAGAGACACCAGGGAAAAAGAUGAAGACAAGAAGGAAGAUAUUCUUCUACCUCAUCGUGCAGAAAUAGCAGUAGUACCGAAACCUUGGAACAAGUCUUUCUUGUCAGCACGCAGAUACCUGAAAGAAAAUUUGCAUGCAAUAAAUCCUUCAAUGCUUGCUGUUCUGAACUUAUGGGAGACCUCAUUUAAAAAUUUUCGCCUUCUUGAUACAGAAAUAUUUCACAAUAAACAAGAAGCUGAGGAACUGUCAUCUUUCCAGAAUACAGUCAUGAAUGAAAUUGGAAAAUCCAAAGUGAUUCUAUCUAACAAGUGGUUUCCAGAAGUGCAGAAAAUCUUUUACCAAGGUAGUAAACGAAAACAAGUACCUAGCAAUGCCAGCAUCACUAAACUAGAGUCUUUCUUCGGUUGUGCUGCCACGUUAAUGACUCAUCAACUGCAACAUUUACUUUUACAUUCACUUCAAGACUUUACAGAUUUAAUAGUUCAACCUGCAGAAACAAUCCAAGCGUACAAACACCCAGGUUUAAUCCUGAGGCUAAUUCUUGAGAAUGAUGGUAUUAAAUUUGAACCUGACUUUAAUGACUUCAGGGAUGUAUUACUGAAUGUUUAUACUGUUAUGAUUGAAGCUGUCAGUGAUAUACCAAGAGUUGAGACAAAGUUAUUUUCUAAGUGGGAAAGUGAAUCCUCAUCAGCUGUCUUGAAGCCUGUUAUCCUAGAUGAGAUCUUGGAUGGACAUAAGAGAAGGAUCAGAGAAGAAAUUACGAAAGAAAGUGCUGCACCUGUGGAACAUCUCAAGCUGUAUGAUAAGUACAGCUUCCUGAUAAACAAACAAGCUGAACAUGAUGUUGAUCAAUUCCUGACAGAGGAACUUACCUUUGAAGAAAUGAAAAGGGAAAUCAUAAAGUACCAGAAACUUUCUAAGGAAAUAAAAUAUACUUCUAAGAAGUGUUUCCGUCUAGGAAUGUUUGAAUUGCAUUGUGAUGAAUUGAUAAAUGCUUUGGUGAAGCGAGCAGAUAAUAUUUGUGAAAAAAUUAUUUCCAGAAUGUUCAAAGAUCAUCAAGACAUGAGUGUGAGACUAUGUGAUGGGUUUGAGAGAAUAGCAGAAAAAGCCCUUACUACUCCGUCCAAUACACAGGAACUAAUGGAACUUAAGGCCUGUAUGCAGAAAAUGGAAACAUGUGACAUGCUUGAAUUGGAGCAGAAAUUAGUGAAUGCUGUAAAUUAUGUUGCUUUCCUGAUAGAAUGUGUCAGCUUUUCACCAGCAGACAUUCGACUGAACAGUAAUGUUUUUCAAUGGUAUGCACGAAUGCCAGAUAUCUUUGAAGAGCACAGAAAGAUGAUUGAAGAAAAAACAGAUCAAUUUCAAGAUGGUCUUAAGAUACGCUGUGAACAAUUUGUUGAGGAUCUGAAAAGCUACUCUAAGGAGGCUGAAGAACUUAGCACAUUUGGAGAUAUUCAGGAAGUCAACAGAUACUUGAAGAAAGCUCAAGCGUUAAAUACAAAAUUGGAUCUUGCUGCUGAAAAGAUUGAUCAGUUCAAUUCAGAAGAAGAAUCCUUUGGAUUGCCAAUAUCUCAGUACCCUCAGCAUAAAAACAUCCGGAAUACCCUUACUCCUUAUCUUCGUCUCUAUGAUAUGACUGUUGAAUUCAACAGAAAAUUUAAAGAUUGGACAGAGGGAUCAUUUACAGAAGUGAAUCCAGACAAAGUAGAGGUAGAUGUAGGAAACUACUGGCAUGGUCUGUAUAAACUGGAAAAAACCUUCCACAAUUCUCCAAAUGCAUUAGCAAUAACCAGUCAGGUUAAAUCAAAAGUAGAGGAAUUCAGAUGCCACAUUCCUCUAAUCCAGGUGAUCUGCAAUCCUGGUUUGCAAGAAAGGCACUGGGAAGAGAUGUCAAAAAUUGCUGGUUUACCACUAUCUCCUUCUGAAGACUCAAAUGUCUUGUCAUAUAUUAACUUGCAUCUUGAACCAUUCCUAGAAAAGUUUGAGACCAUCAGUGAAACAGCCAGCAAAGAGCAUUCACUUGAGAAAGCUUUAACAAAAAUGAUUUCUGAAUGGGAUCAGAUGGAGUUCACUCUUCUUGCCUAUAGAGAAACAGGAACCUAUAUUUUGUCAUCUGUAGAUGAUAUUCAGAUGUUAUUGGAUGACCACAUUGUCAAAACCCAGACUAUGAGAGGAUCUCCAUUUGUUAAGCAUUAUGAAAAGAGAAUAAGGGAAUGGGAAGGAAAGCUGUUGUUGGUACAGGAGAUCCUGGAUGAAUGGCUGAAGGUUCAGGCUACUUGGCUUUAUUUGGAGCCAAUUUUCAGUUCUCCUGACAUCAUGGCUCAGAUGCCUGAGGAAAGUAGACGGUUCACUACAGUGGCUAAGACAUGGAAAGACUUAAUGAAAUCAAUUUUUCAGGACAAGCAUGUGCUGACAGUAGCAAUAAUAGACAAGAUGUUGGAAAAACUCAGGAAGUGUAAUGAAUUUCUGGAGCUAAUUCUCAAGGGACUUAAUGAAUACCUAGAGAAGAAGCGCCUGUUUUUCCCCAGAUUCUUUUUUUUAUCUAAUGAUGAACUUCUUGAGAUACUUUCAGAGACCAAAGAUCCUACUCGAGUACAACCUCACUUGAAAAAGUGUUUUGAAGGAAUUGCAAGAGUGGAAUUUACUGAUGUAUUAGAUAUUACACACAUUAAAAGUAGUGAAGGAGAGACUGUGGAACUCAUAGAGACAAUCUCGACAUCAAAGUCUAGAGGUCAAGUUGAAAAAUGGCUUGUUGAACUGGAGGCAGCUAUGCUGAAGUCUGUCCACAAGGUCAUUGGGGAUGCACUUGAAGCUUAUCCAAAAACACCACGUAUUAAUUGGGUAAGAGAGUGGCCUGGACAAACAGUUCUUUGUGUAUCCCAAACUUUCUGGACAAUGCAAGUACAGAUCUCUAUUAGAAGUGGCCAAAUGGCACUAGAGGAUUUUCUGGAACAGAAUAAUAGACAAAUUGAGGACAUUGUCACCUUGGUGCGAGGAAAACUGUCUAUGCAGAAUCGAGUGACUCUAGGAGCACUUGUUGUGCUUGAUGUUCAUGCUAGGGAUGUUCUUGCAUCUCUAGUAAGCAAGAAAGUCAAAGAUGAGAGUGACUUUGAAUGGUUAAGCCAGCUUAGGUACUACUGGGAGGAAGGGCAUUUACAAACAAAGAUGAUCAACGCUGGACUGAGGUAUGGAUACGAGUAUCUUGGCAAUACCCCUAGGCUGGUUAUUACUCCACUAACAGACAGAUGUUACAGAACCCUAUUUGGUGCACUACACCUACACCUUGGAGGUGCCCCUGAAGGUCCUGCUGGAACUGGAAAAACAGAAACUACAAAAGAUUUAGCAAAGGCUGUAGCUAAACAGUGUGUGGUUUUCAAUUGUUCCGAUGGAUUGGAUUACCUUGCAUUAGGAAAAUUUUUUAAGGGUUUAUUGUCUUGUGGGGCAUGGGCUUGCUUUGAUGAAUUCAACAGGAUUGAUUUGGAAGUACUCUCUGUGGUUGCUCAGCAGAUUUUUACUAUCCAAAGAGGCAUUAAUUCAGGAUCUGAUUUAAUAGUAUUUGAAGGAACUGAACUAAAACUGAACCCUACAUGUGCUGUCUUCAUUACCAUGAAUCCUGGUUAUGCUGGGCGUUCAGAGCUUCCUGAUAAUCUUAAGGCUCUCUUUAGAACAGUAGCUAUGAUGGUUCCUGAUUAUGCCAUGAUUGCAGAAAUUGUUCUGUAUUCUUGUGGUUUUGUUACUGCUCGACCUCUGUCUGUAAAAAUUGUAGCUACAUAUCGUCUGUGUUCAGAGCAGUUGUCUUCUCAGCACCACUAUGAUUAUGGAAUGAGAGCUGUGAAGUCAGUACUCACUGCUGCUGGGAAUCUGAAGCUGAAAUAUCCAUUGGAAGAUGAAGAAAUUUUACUCCUUAGAUCCAUUACGGAUGUCAACCUGCCUAAAUUCUUGUCUCAUGAUUUACCACUUUUUGAGGGCAUUACCUCUGAUUUGUUUCCUGGUGUGAAGCUACCAAAACCAGACUACAAUGACCUAUUGGAAGCCAUCAAAACAAACUGUGAUGCUAUGAAUUUGCAAAUGACUGAUGAAUUUACUAUGAAGAUCCUGCAAAUAUAUGAGAUGAUGAUUGUGCGUCAUGGCUUUAUGAUAGUUGGUGAGCCUUUUGGGGGAAAAACAUGUGCAUAUCGAGUUCUGGCAGGAGCAUUGGGAGACAUAUGUGAGAAGGGGCUGAUGGAAGAAAACAAAGUUCAGAUCACUGUUUUAAAUCCCAAAUCCAUAACAAUGGGUCAGCUAUAUGGACAGUUUGAUCCAGUGUCACAUGAAUGGUCAGAUGGCAUCCUAGCAGUGAGCUUCAGAGCAUUUGCUUCUUCCCCAACUCCAGAUAGGAAAUGGUUGGUUUUUGAUGGACCAGUGGAUGCAGUGUGGAUUGAGAAUAUGAAUACUGUGCUUGAUGAUAAUAAAAAGUUGUGCCUUAUGAGCGGAGAGAUCAUCCAAAUGUCACAGCAAAUGAGCCUUAUUUUUGAGCCAAUGGAUUUAGAAGUUGCUUCUCCUGCUACUGUUUCACGGUGUGGUAUGGUGUAUAUGGAGCCCCAUAUGUUAGGCUGGAGACCAUUAAUGAUGUCGUGGCUAAAUACAAUGCAUUCAGGAAUCAGCUCUGAGCAUAAAGAAUUUAUAAUAGGCCUGUUUGACAGAAUGGUUCCACUCUGUCUUGAGUUUAUUAGGAAAUACACAAAGGAACUAUCUCCUACUUCAGAUACAAACUUAGUUCGAUCGCUGAUGAAUCUGAUGGACUGCAUGAUGGAUGAAUUUGCUGAUGAAGCCAAAGUUAAAGAUAUGAAUGACCAUGACAUUUUCUCUUGGCUUGAGGGUAUCUUUUUGUUUUCACUGAUAUGGUCUGUAGGAGCUAGCUGUAAGGAAGAUGAUCGACUGAAAUUUGACCAAGUUGUGCGAGAAAUGCUUAAUGGACCAAUUAGUGAGGAGACAAGAGAACGGUACAAAUUGCUGAGCAGUAUUGAUCAACAGCCUUCAAAAGCUUUUACAGUCCCAUUUCCAACAGAAGGAACAAUUUACAGUUAUCGAUUUGUCAAAAAGGGAGCAGGAAUUUGGGAACCCUGGGUGGAAACACUCAAAUCAGCUCCUCCUAUACAUCAAGAUAUGAUGUUUAAUGAAAUAAUUGUACCAACUCUGGACACAGUUCGAUACAUGGCAUUGAUGGAAUUGUUGACAGUGCAUCAAAAACCCUCUAUAUUUGUGGGACCAACAGGAACUGGAAAAAGUACUUAUAUUACUAAUUUUCUUUUAAAUAAUUUGGAUAAAGAAGUCUACAAGCCACUGUUCAUUAACUUUUCAGCACAAACUACAGCAGCUCAGACUCAGAAUAUUAUAAUGUCCAAGUUGGACAAAAGGAGAAGAGGAAUUUUUGGACCUCCUCUUGGGAAAAGAAUGGUUGUAUUUGUAGAUGAUGUUAAUAUGCCUGCACGAGAGGUCUAUGGUGCUCAACCACCUGUUGAAUUACUACGACAGUGGUUAGAUCACUGGAAUUGGUAUGACCUUAAAGACUGCUCAGUGAUUAAACUUGUAGAUGUUCAGAUUGUGUGUGCAAUGGGACCACCAGGUGGCGGUCGAAACCCAGUAACACCACGAUUCUUGCGACACUUCAAUACAGUUACUAUUAAUGAGUUUGAUGAUGAAUCCAUGUACACAAUUUUUUCUCGAAUCUUAGACUGGCAUCUAACAGCAUGUUACAGCUUUCCAUCACAAUAUGUAGAACUGACUCCGCAAAUUAUCAAUGGAACCAUGCAUAUAUAUAAAGAAAGUAUGAAGAAUCUACUUCCUACCCCAGCGAAAUCUCACUAUUUGUUCAAUCUCCGUGAUUUUUCACGUGUUAUUCAAGGUGUUUGCCUGUCAAGGCCUGAAACAACAGAAUCUGCAGGAGUUAUAAAACGCCUCUGGGUUCAUGAGGUUCUUAGAGUGUAUUAUGAUCGCUUGGUGGAUAAUCCUGACCGGGCUUGGCUUGUUGGAUUUAUCCAAGAAGUAGUGAAAAAUGACUUACAUGAAGACUUUCACGAACUUUUCCAGCAUCUGGAUUUCAACAAUGAUGGCAGAGUGGAAGAAGAUGACUUACGUAGCUUAAUGUUUUGUGAUUUUCAUGACCCUAAGAGAGAGGACACUAAAUACAGGGAGAUUAGCAAUGUGGAUCAAUUGAGAUUAAUUGUAGAGAGUCAACUUGAAGAGUUCAAUAACACGAGCAAAAAGCCAAUGCAGCUUGUCUUGUUCCGAUUUGCUAUAGAACAUAUUUGUCGAAUUUCCCGUAUUCUGAAACAGCCUCGCAGCCAUGCCCUCCUUGUUGGUGUUGGAGGUAGUGGUCGACAGUCUCUUACUCGAUUGGCAGCAUAUAUGGCUGAAUACAACCUUUUUCAGGUUGAAAUAACAAAAAGUUAUGGUGUCAAUGAGUGGCAUAAAGACUUAAAAGUCAUAUUAAGAAAAUCUACUGAAGGGGAAAUGCAAGGAGUUUUCUUGUUCACAGAUACACAGAUUAAAAAGGAGUCAUUCUUAGAAGACAUUAACAACUUACUAAAUGCAGGUGAAGUGCCAAACCUCUUUGCAGUAGAUGAGAAACAAGAAAUUUGUGAACAAAUGCGUCAAAUAGAUCGCCAACGGGACAGGGCAAAACAGACAGAUGGCAGUCCUGUAGCUCUUUUUAACAUGUUUGUUGAUCGCUGCCGAGAUCAGCUUCAUAUAGUACUGGCAAUGAGUCCCAUUGGAGAUGCUUUCCGUAAUCGCCUUCGUAAAUUUCCAGCUCUUGUCAACUGCUGCACACUAGACUGGUUUCAGACAUGGCCUGAAGAUGCAUUAGAAGCUGUUGCCUCUCGCUUUUUGGAAGAUGUCGAAAUGUCAGAAGAAACUCGAAGUGGGUGUAUUGAGAUGUGCAAAAGCUUUCAUAUGUCUACCAUUGUUUUAUCUGACUUAUACCAUACAGAGCUUCAAAGAUGGAACUAUGUUACACCUACUUCAUACUUGGAAUUGAUCUCCACUUUUAAAAGUCUACUUGAAAAGAAACGCACUAAGGUGAUGAAAAUGAAAAGAAGAUACGAAGUUGGCUUGGAGAAAUUGGACUCUGCUGCAUCUCAAGUAGCCUUGAUGCAGUCUGAGCUGGAGGCUCUGCAACCUCAGUUACGGGAAGCUAGCAAGCAGGUUGAUGAGAUGAUGGUCGUUAUACAAAAAGAAUCUUUGGAAGUAGCUAAAACUGAAAAAGUUGUGAAAGCUGAUGAAGCAGUGGCAAAUGAACAGGCUAUGGCUGCAAAAGCCAUCAAAGAUGAAUGUGAUGCUGACUUAGCACAAGCCAUGCCUCAUUUAGAAAGUGCUCUGGCUGCCCUCGACACUCUUACUCCGCAGGAUAUUACAGUGGUUAAAUCCAUGAAGAGUCCUCCUGCUGGUGUCAAGCUUGCAAUGGAAGCUAUAUGCAUCCUUAAAGGCAUUAAGGCAGACAGGAUUCCAGAUCCAUCAGGUUCUGGAAAAAAAAUUGAGGAUUUCUGGGGUCCUGCUAAGAGACUUCUGGGUGACAUAAAGUUUCUUCAGUCUCUUCAUGAAUAUGACAAGGAUAACAUUCCCCCAGCUUACAUGGCUAUCAUAAGAAAACAGUAUCUUACAAAUCCUGAGUUUGUACCAGACAAGAUUCGAAAUGCUUCUACGGCAGCAGAGGGUCUGUGCAAAUGGGUCAUAGCCAUGGAGUUUUAUGAUACAGUGACAAAAAAUGUUGCACCCAAAAAGCUAAAGUUGAAUCAAGCUGAAGAAAAAUUAAAUAUUGCUAUGGAUAGUCUAAGAAAGAAACAAGCAGACCUUAAGGAAGUUCAAGACAAACUGGCUGUACUUCAGCAGACACUGGAAUCCAAGAAACAAGAGAAGGCUGACCUGGAAAAUCAGGUUGACUUAUGCAGCAAAAAACUACAGCGAGCAGAACAACUGAUUGGUGGUCUUGGGGGCGAGAAAUCUCGCUGGCAUGAGACUGCUUUGAAGCUGGGAAGGCAGUACAUCAAUUUGACUGGAGAUAUACUUAUUUCAUCUGGAAUUGUAGCUUACCUAGGAGCCUUUACGUCCAGCUACAGACAAGUGCAAACUAAAGAGUGGGCAUUGCUAUGUAAAACAAAAGACAUUCCUUGUUCUGAUGAUUUUUCCUUAACAAAUACCUUGGGAGAACCAGUGGAAAUCAGAACUUGGAAUAUUGCUGGACUACCUUCUGACAUGUUUUCUAUUGAUAAUGGCAUCAUUAUCUCUAAUGCAAGAAGAUGGCCUCUGAUGAUAGAUCCUCAGGGUCAAGCAAACAAAUGGAUAAAGAAUAUGGAAAAAGCCAAUAAUUUGCAUAUAAUCAAACUCAGUGACCCUCAGUUCGUUACAACACUGGAAAAUUGCAUUCAGUUUGGCAGUCCUGUGCUACUGGAGAAUAUUGGAGAAGAACUUGAUCCCAUCCUAGAGCCACUUUUGCUCAAACAGACAUUUAAGCAGUCGGGGAGUAUAUGCAUUUGCCUUGGAGACUCCACUAUCGAGUAUGCUCCUGAAUUCCGCUUUUAUAUUACAACUAAGAUGAGAAAUCCACAUUAUCUUCCUGAAACUUCUGUUAAGGUAAGAAUUUUGAAAAUGAAU
Molecule: messenger RNA, 9183 nt
Organism: Antrostomus carolinensis (chuck-will's-widow)
Lineage: Eukaryota; Metazoa; Chordata; Aves; Caprimulgiformes; Caprimulgidae
Gene: DNAH7
Product: dynein axonemal heavy chain 7
Exons: 47
Biological process (GO): microtubule-based movement
Cellular component (GO): dynein complex
Molecular function (GO): calcium ion binding; ATP binding; dynein light intermediate chain binding
Source: RefSeq, a predicted model, not a curated record